This is a messenger RNA of Aquila chrysaetos chrysaetos, 8452 nucleotides long. RefSeq names its product lysine acetyltransferase 6B (gene KAT6B). Gene Ontology annotation, molecular function: DNA binding; histone acetyltransferase activity. Gene Ontology annotation, biological process: regulation of DNA-templated transcription; nucleosome assembly. The transcript is spliced from 17 exons. NCBI's taxonomy places the organism in Eukaryota, Metazoa, Chordata, Aves, Accipitriformes, Accipitridae. The record is from RefSeq and is a predicted model, not a curated record. Gene Ontology annotation, cellular component: nucleosome; MOZ/MORF histone acetyltransferase complex. The coding region runs from base 651 to 6734 and encodes 2027 amino acids.
CCUUCUUGCGAAGGGGCUUAGAGAAGGUAACUGGUGCAAUCAAUCCGCUGGCUGGGGAUUCCCUCCACCCCCUCCCCGGCUCGUCUGGCUCUCCUGGCUGGGUCUCUUCAGUGUGUAUGUGUUUGGGGAAGGGGGUGGGGGGAGGUUGUGUUGUUGUUGUGUUCCUGGCUCUGGUUGCAGCCAGGAGAGAGAGCGAGCGAGCGAGAGAGCGAGCGAGCGAGAGACAGAGAAGGAGAGAGCGAGCGAGCGAGAGAGAGAGAGGAGCCGCGAUCGCGUUUCAGGGGCAGCACAUUCCGCAGGAACCGCUGCUGCAGAAACACACACAGGCAGAGAAAGGAGGUCAUUGCAAGCAAAGGGGGGAAACCUGCAUCGGAGGUUGCAACAAACUUUCUUGUAAGGAUGUACCAGUAUCAUUACCAAUGAAUCCUUUCUACCUUUCCAUAACAGUAAAGUAAUUGGAAGUUUCAAUCAGCAGAUACUUCCCUGCCUUUUCUGACUCCUCAGGAUGGAUAUUUUUGAGAGGCAUCCAAGCAGUGUGUGGGAUCCUUUGAUUUGUGUUUGAGGUGUGACCAACCUCUGAAAGAUCUGCUAAAAGGAUAAGGAGGAACCUCUAUGGGUAACUCUUGGCUGGAAAUAAUUACUGGUCAACCAUGGUAAAACUUGCCAACCCUCUUUAUACGGAGUGGAUUCUUGAAGCUAUACAAAAAGUUAAAAAGCAAAAGCAAAGGCCUUCUGAAGAGAGAAUAUGUCAUGCUGUUUGUGCUUCCCAUGGAUUAGAUAAGAAGACUGUUUCAGAACAGUUGGAACUUAGUGUUCAAGAUGGUUCUAUUCUUAAAGUUACCAACAAAGGCCUUGCAUCCUACAAGGACCCAGAUAAUCCUGGACGGUUUUCAUCUGUUAAACCUGGCGCUAUUUCUAAAUCUGUUAAGGGAUCUAGAGGAGCUUGUACUGAGCUUCGUAAUGUGGAUUGGAAUAAACUCUUGAGAAGAGCAAUUGAAGGGCUUCAAGAACCAAAUGGCUCGUCCCUGAAAAACAUAGAGAAGUAUUUGAGAAGUCAAAAUGACCUAGCAAAUAUUUUCAAUAAUCCCGCCUUUCAGCAGAGGUUGCGUCUGGGGGCCAAACGUGCUGUGAACAAUGGGAGAUUACUGAAGGAUGGACCGCAGUAUAGAGUGAAUUAUGGCAGUUUGGAAAGCAAAGGAGCUCCAAAAUACUCCAGCACUUUCCCAGCUUCUCUUCCACCUGUCAGCCUUCUACCCCAUGAAAAAGACCAGCCACGAGCCGAUCCCAUCCCGAUAUGUAGCUUUUGUUUGGGAACGAAAGAAUCAAAUCGUGAAAAAAAACCAGAAGAGCUGUUGUCUUGUGCAGACUGUGGCAGCAGUGGACAUCCAUCAUGUUUGAAAUUCUGUCCUGAGUUAACAACAAAUGUGAAGGCCUUAAGAUGGCAGUGUAUUGAAUGCAAGACAUGCAGUGCAUGUAGGAUCCAAGGCAAAAAUGCAGAUAACAUGCUUUUUUGCGACUCCUGUGAUAGAGGGUUCCACAUGGAGUGCUGUGACCCACCACUUUCCCGAAUGCCAAAAGGGAUGUGGAUUUGCCAGGUCUGUAGACCAAAGAAGAAAGGGAGAAAGCUACUUCAUGAGAAAGCUGCCCAAAUAAGGCGACGAUAUGCAAAACCUAUUGGACGACCGAAAAAUAAACUAAAGCAACGAAUGUUGUCUGUAACCAGUGAUGAAGGAUCCGUGAAUGCAUUCACAGGAAGGGGGUCACCUGGUAGGGGUCAAAAGACUAAAGUGUGUACCACACCUUCAUCUGGUCAUGCUGCAUCUGUGAAGGAUUCAAGCAGCAGAUUGCCUGUUACAGACCCCACUCGGCCUGGUGCCACCACCAAAAUCACCACCACCUCCACCUACAUAUCUGCCUCUACACUUAAAGUUAACAAGAAAACCAAAGGGCUCAUUGAUGGCCUUACUAAGUUCUUUACACCAUCACCUGAUGGUCGCAGAUCACGAGGUGAAAUAAUAGACUUUUCAAAGCACUAUCGUCCAAGGAAAAAGGUCUCUCAGAAACAGUCAUGCACUUCUCUUGUGUUGGCUACAGGUACCACACAAAAGCUAAAACCUCCACCUUCUUCACUUCUACCCCUAACCCCCAUCUCUGGUCAGAGCCCCAGUUCGCAAAAAUCCAGCACUUCCACUUCUUCUAACUCUCCCCAAAGUUCUUCCAGUCAGUCAAGCAUACCCUCCUUUAGUAGCCUUCCUAAUAACAGUCAGCUAAAGGGACUCUUUGAUGGACUCUCUCAUAUCUAUACCACUCAGGGACAGUCUCGAAAAAAGGGACACCCAAGUUAUGCACCACCCAAACGUUUGCGUCGUAAACCAGAAUUAUCUUCCACAUCAAAAUCUAAUAGCCAUUUCUAUGGAAAGAAAGAGGUUAGGAGCAGGUUUAUUUCUCAUGCCUGUACCUCUGGAUGGGGUGUGUCUAGAGGACAUGCUUUUAAAGCAGUUGCUCACCUCAAGAGAACAACUUUCCUUAAAAAGCACAGGAUUCUAGGCAGAUUAAAGUAUAAAGUGACCCCUCAGAUGGGGACCCCCUCACCAGGGAAGGGGAGCUUGGCAGACGGAAGGAUUAAACCUGAUCAGGAUGAUGAUACUGAAAUCAAACUAAGCAUCAAACAAGAAAAUACGGAUGUAUUUCUGGUGGGAAGCAAGGACACUGUUACACAGGAGGAUUUGGAAGUAUUUAAGCAGGCUCGAGAACUUUCCCUGGAGAAAAUUGGGUGUAAAAACACUGGUGAAACAAGUGGGCGAUACCCUUCAGUGAUUGAGUUUGGAAAAUACGAGAUCCAGACCUGGUACUCUUCACCUUACCCACAGGAAUACGCAAGAUUACCAAAGCUUUACCUGUGUGAAUUCUGUCUUAAAUACAUGAAAAGUAAAAACAUUUUGUUAAGGCACUCAAAGAAAUGUGGCUGGUUUCAUCCUCCAGCCAAUGAAAUCUACAGAAGAAAUGACCUUUCAGUAUUUGAGGUUGAUGGAAAUGUGAGCAAAAUUUAUUGUCAGAAUCUUUGUUUGCUAGCUAAGCUCUUUCUGGACCACAAAACCUUGUAUUAUGAUGUUGAACCAUUCCUCUUCUAUGUCCUUACAAAAAAUGAUGAGAAGGGCUGCCAUUUAGUUGGAUAUUUCUCUAAGGAAAAGCUUUGCCAGCAGAAGUACAAUGUCUCCUGCAUAAUGAUCAUGCCCCAAUACCAAAGGCAAGGAUUUGGAAGGUUUCUCAUUGAUUUCAGCUAUUUACUUUCUAGAAGAGAGGGUCAAGCAGGAUCCCCUGAAAAGCCAUUGUCUGAUCUGGGUCGUCUCUCAUACUUGGCGUACUGGAAGAGUGUCAUAUUAGAAUAUCUUAACUGCCACCAUGAAAAACAGAUCAGCAUCAAAGGAAUGAGUCGAGCUACUGGAAUGUGUCCACAUGAUAUUGCCACAACCCUGCAGCAACAUAGCAUGAUAGAUAAAAGAGAAGAUAGAUUUGUAAUUAUUAGAAGGGAAAAGCUGAUUUCAAGUCAUAUGGAGAAACUGAAAGCGAAUCCACGUAUCAAUGAGGUAGAUCCUGAAAGCUUGAGAUGGACUCCUUUGUUAGUUUCUAAUGCUGCUGUUUCUGAAGAAGAGAGAGAAGCAGAAAAGGAGGCUGAGCGUCUGAUGGAACAAGCUAGCUGCUGGGAGAAGGAAGAGCAAGAGAUAUUCUCCACAAGAACUAAUAGUAGGCAAUCACCUGCAAAAGUACAAUCUAAAAAUAAAUAUUUGCGAUCUCCAGAAAGUGUGGCAGUGGUGGGGGAGCGAGGGCAAUCCACAGAGCAAUCUAAGGAAAGCAGCGAGGAGGAUGGCGGGGAUGAGAAUCAGCAGAGUUCGCCUCCCCGGCUGACAAAGCCACAGUCGCUGGCCAUAAAAAGAAAGAGACCUUUCAUACUGAAAAAGAAAAGGGGCCGUAAACGCAGAAGGAUUAAUAGCAGUGUUACAACAGAGACAAUUUCUGAAACAACAGAGGUAUUGAAUGAGCCAUUUGAUAACUCAGAUGAAGACCGUCCCAUGCCGCAGUUGGAACCUACUUGUGAGAUGGAUGGGGAAGAUGAUGACUUGAAGCCUGUUAUUAGAAAAGCUUUUGAGUAUCAACCUGGGCCACAGAAACAGGAGAAGGAGGAGGAGGAAGAGCAGAACAAGGAAGAGAAAGAUACUUGUUGUUACAGGAGUGAUGACAAUUGUACAAAUAAUACAGAGGAUGUAGCUGUGUUGGAAGAAAGCACUAAAGACAAUCUUGAACCUUUAAAGAGUAAGCAGGGUUGGCCCAAAGGAGUUAAGCGUGGUCUAUCUAAAUGGAGGCAAAGCAAAGAAAGAAAACCUGGCUUUAAGCUUAAUUUAUACACUCCACCCGAGACUCCUAUGGAGCCUGACUAUCAGGUGCUGGUGGAGGAACAAAAGGAAGCAGCUGAAGACAAGCCCUGCACAGUUCCUGCUGUUUCAGAGGAAGCAAUUAAAGAGCCUGUUGAAUUAUUACCACCACCAGAUGAUGAAGUAAAAGAGGUAGAACCUGAACCUCUGCAUCCACCCAGUGAACCCUUUGAAAAACAAGAAAAUGAUACGAUAAAAGCUGGGGAAGAAGAAAGGAAUGUAGAACAAGGUGGAAUCAAUUCAAAAGAUCAAGAAAAAGACAAAGCAGAAGAGGUGUUUCUGCAACAAGAGGAGUCCGUGCAUUUGGAUGAUCAGGAGGAGGAGGAGGAGGAGGAUGAAGAACCUUCUCACAAUGAGGAUCAUGAUGCAGAUGAUGAAGACGAUAGCCACAUGGGUUCAACAGAAGUGGAGAAAGAGGAACUGCCUGGUGAAGUUUUCAAAGAAAUGCUGGAAACACAGCAGUCUUUUUUAGACGUAAAUGUUCAAACUGGUAAUUCAAAUCAGGAGGACUUAAUGGAUUGUGGUGUUGACCUUGCAGCUGAUGAGUGUGAAAGUGACCAGAAAGAACUUGCUACAGAUUCAGACCCCGUGCCUGAAUCUGAUGAUGAUCAUACAGAUAACAACCAGGACCAAAAAGCUGGUGAAGAAUUACAUUCCGAUUUCAAGGGAGAGAGUACUGAGACUAUGGAGAUUGAUUCAGAGACGGUUCAAGCAGUACAGUCUCUAACCCAAGAAGCAAGUGAACAUGAAGAUACAUUUCAGGACUGUGCAGAGACUCAAGAGGCCUGUAGAAGUUUGCAAAACUAUGCCCAUAAUGACCAAAGUCCCCAAAUGACCACAUUGGAUGAUUGUCAGCAGUCUGACCACAGUAGCCCAGUUUCAUCUGUGCACUCUCAUCCCAGCCAGUCAGUUCGUUCUGUUAAUAGUCCAAAUGUUGCUCCUUUAGAGAACAGCUAUGCUCAGAUCAGCCCAGAUCAAAGUGCCAUUUCUGUGCCAUCUCUACAGAACAUGGAGACUAGCCCAAUGAUGGAUGUUCCCUCAGUUUCUGAUCAUUCGCAACAAGUUGUGGAUAGUGGGUUUAGUGACUUAGGGAGCAUUGAGAGCACAACAGAAAACUAUGAAAACCCAAGCAGUUACGAUUCUACAAUGGGUAGUAGUAUCUGUGGAAACAACUCUUCUCAAAACAGUUGUUCAUACAGUAGCCUUACAUCUAGUAACCUAACGCAGAGUAGCUGUGCAGUGACACAGCAGAUGUCUAACAUCAAUGGAAGCUGCAGUAUGAUGCAACAAACAAACAUCAAUUCUCCUCCCACUUGUAAUGUAAAAUCUCCCCAAGGUUGUGUUGUUGAAAGGCCUCCAAGCAGCAACCAACAGUUAUCCCAGUGCAGCAUGGCUGCUAAUUUUACACCACCUAUGCAGUUAACUGAAAUCCCCGAGACUGGCAAUGCCAACAUUGGAUUAUAUGAAAGAAUGGGGCAGAGUGAAUUUGGAGCAGGGCAUUACUCACAGCCAUCUGCCACCUUCAGCCUUGCCAAACUGCAACAGUUAACUAACACGCUUAUGGAUCAUUCUUUGCCUUACAGCCAUUCAGCUGCUGUAACUUCCUAUGCAAACAGUGCCUCUUUGUCCACCCCCUUAAGUAAUACAGGGCUUGUUCAGCUUUCUCAGUCUCCACAUGCUGUUCCUGGAGGACCCCAAGCACAGGCUACCAUGACCCCUCCCCCCAACCUUACUCCUCCUCCCAUGAAUUUGCCACCUCCCCUUUUGCAGCGUAAUAUGACUUCAUCGAAUAUUGGAAUAUCCCACACCCAAAGACUGCAGACUCAGAUGGCCAGCAAAGGUCAUGUUUCUGUAAGAACCAAAUCCACGCCUCUGCCACCUGCUGCUGCAGCCCAUCAGCCACAAAUUUAUGGGCGUGCUUCACAGACUGUGGCCAUGCAAGGGCCCGCGCGGACCUUAACAAUGCAGCGUGGUAUGAACAUGAGUGUAAAUUUGAUGCCAGCCCCUGCUUAUAAUGUCAAUUCAGUGAACAUGAAUAUGAAUACCCUUAAUGCUAUGAAUGGUUAUAGUAUGUCCCAGCCAAUGAUGAAUAGUGGAUAUCACAGUAAUCAUGGGUAUAUGAAUCAAACACCCCAGUACCCUAUGCAGAUGCAGAUGGGGAUGAUGGGAACUCAGCCAUAUGCACAGCAACCAAUGCAGACAGCACCCCACAGUAACAUGAUGUACAGUCCUCCGGGGCAUCAUGGCUACAUGAAUACAGGCAUGUCUAAACAGUCUCUUAAUGGAUCCUACAUGAGAAGGUAGGCCCUUUGGAGAGACAGACUACCAAACUGGCAUAUUGGAUUGAUCUGCACAAAUAUCUUUUGGAGAGUACGAUUUCAAAACCAGCAAUUGGUGUGAAUGCAAAAACAUUUGUUGGCACCAUUUAAAAGCUGUAUGCAGCAGAAAGCCUUAUACAAGUUUUUUCUUUUUUCUUUGUUUCUUGUUUUGGUUUUUUGUUUCGUUUUUUGUUUUGUUUUUUUAACUUUGUGGGAUUUAACUUUUCUUCUCUUUUCUUUGGGGGGAAAUAGAUGGUUUUCCAUUUUUUGUUUAUUUCAUUGAGCUUGAAGUUCUCUGGAAAGGAAGAACUCUUUCUAUGAACUGCAAUUACACAGCAGCUGAUGGUUCAGAGCCAUUUUAUGUGCCUGCUCCCAUUAAAAAUGUGGAUAAAUAGACUCCAAAACUAUCAGACAGUACUGGAUCGUGAGCUUUUUCUCUCUCCUUUCCCCACAUGUAAAUGCCUUUUAGCAGUUCUUUUAUGGUAUUAUUUUGUUUCUGAAGGUGACACUUCUGCAUGCCGCUAAUGUCUUUGUUAGUGACAGUGCAUUUUGUAGUACUGUACAAGUGUUGUGCUUAACAGUAAGCCAUUUCUUAAUUUUUUUGCCUUGAUUAGGUUACCCUAGUUUGAGGGGUAAAAAAAACAGAACUAUAUUUUUGUUAAUUAUAAAACUUGUAAAAAAUAAUAAAAAAAAGCUGCGAAAGCUAUUCACAUUUUGGUUAGUUCAAAGGGUUUUAUUGCUGUAUGUUCAGUGUAAAGUUGAGACUCUUUUCCAUUUUUGUGACCAGUUUCUUUGGGGCUGGGGUAGGAAAAAAGGCAGCUUUCUGUUUUAUAAAUACUGUUAUGUUUUUUUGUUGAUUGAAACAUCUCAGUGUUUAUUUGUCAAGUUUUGAAACAUUUUCAUAUAUGUCCAAAUACUUGGCAGGAUUUAAAAAAAAAGUAGUGAAUUUGGUGUAAAGUUGCUAUUUUAUGGAAAUGCCUCUAACUUUACAUUUUCAUUCCAUCUGUAGAUUUUUCUAUCUUUAUAAAAUAUUGGAGUUAUUUUUUAAGGGAAAAAAUAGAGCAGUAGCGUGUGAAUAGCUCAAACUAAGCUUACAGAUCGCAUGUAAAAAGGCAAAAGUUAUUUGUGUCUGUUUAUAUUGCUUCCUUUUUUGUAGCCUUUGUACCUGUACAGAGUGACUGUAAGGGCCGAACAGAAGAGGCUUGAUACAUGUAAAAAUAGGACCCAGUGACACUCUUGUAUUUAUCUGUUAUCUUUUUAGUCAGUCACUUAAAAAAAACAAAAAAACAAACAAAAAAAAACCCCAAACAAAAAAAAACCCAAAACCCAUAAAAAAAAAACCCCAACACUCACAAAAGUCCCCAAGAAACAAAAAUAAAAACUGCAAAAAACAACACACACCCCUUCCCUCAAGCUGUACAUUUUAACAUAAAAUAAAUUAUGAUGAGCCAUUUUUAGCCUCUUGUGUCUUGUCAUAGUUUGAUGUUGCAUGGGAAUUACCUCCUGAAACAGUGUUUGUUACAGUGCUCUCACAUGCUUGAUCUAAAGCCCAUUAAAGCUGAUGGGGUUUGGAUUAGGCUGUUAGAGCUUAAGUGUAGGUUACUCAUCAUAAUUGCAUACACCUUGUGAAAAUAAAGAGUAUCUAAGAUUAUUUUUUUUAAUAAUCUUAAUAAAAUAUUGAAUAAAUAUGUAUUUAAUACAUUA